Messenger RNA from Sorex fumeus (smoky shrew), 2112 nucleotides. RefSeq names its product zinc finger protein 775 (gene ZNF775). The transcript is spliced from 3 exons. Gene Ontology annotation, molecular function: RNA polymerase II cis-regulatory region sequence-specific DNA binding; DNA-binding transcription activator activity, RNA polymerase II-specific. Gene Ontology annotation, cellular component: nucleus. The record is from RefSeq and is a predicted model, not a curated record. NCBI's taxonomy places the organism in Eukaryota, Metazoa, Chordata, Mammalia, Eulipotyphla, Soricidae. Bases 147 to 1637 code for a protein of 496 amino acids. Gene Ontology annotation, biological process: regulation of transcription by RNA polymerase II.
CCCGCCCCGCCUGCCCCGGGACUGGCGGGGCCCGGGAGCCCGGUGCCCAAGGCGCCCCGGGGUGCAGUUCCCGUUAACCUUAGCCACAAAGUCAAGACAGCAGGACUGACAGCUGCAGGGCGGAUGCUGCGGGUGGUCCCCCCGCCAUGGACAGUGGCCUGCAUGGCGCCAACACAGGAGCUGGACCGACGAUGAGGAUCAAGCAGGAGAAGGCCGAGUGGCCGCUGCCCCCGCCGGCCGAGAGGGAUAAGGAGAACAUCUGCCGGCAGCCUCGGGGCCGGGGCCGCCCGCCGUGCCCGGGCCUGGUGGGCAAGCCCCGCGCGCUGGGGGCGCAGGAGGAGGCCGGGGCGCCGCGGUGGAGCCCGCGGGCCGAGCCGGCGGCGGGGGCGGCCCUGGCGGCGGGCGAGGGCCACUUCGCGUGCCUGGACUGCGGGAAGCGCUUCAGCUGGUGGUCGUCGCUCAAGAUCCACCGGCGCACGCACACGGGCGAGAAGCCGUACCGCUGUGCCAAGUGCGGCCGCGGCUUCAGCCAGAAGCCCAACCUGGCGCGCCACCAGCGCCACCACACGGGCGAGCGGCCGUUCCGCUGCCCCGAGUGCGCGCGGCGCUUCAGCCAGAAGCAGCACCUGCUCAAGCACCAGAAGACGCACGCGCGACCCGCCACGCUCGCGUGUCCCGAGUGCCAGCGCAGCUUCCGCCACCAGCUGGGCCUGCGCGUGCACCUGCGCGCCCACGCGCGCGCGCCGCCCGCGCCCGCGCCCGCGCCGCCGCGGGGCUGCCGCCUGCGGGGUCGCGCCGCCUGGGCCUGGCUGGGGCUGGGCCCGGGCUGGUGGCGGCCCCCGGGGGCGCGGCCCGACGACCCCGCGCGCGGGGCGCCCGGCGAGCCGCGCCAGUUCAUCUGCAACGAGUGCGGCAAGAGCUUCACCUGGUGGUCCUCGCUCAACAUCCACCAGCGCAUCCACACGGGCGAGCGGCCCUACGCGUGCCCCGAGUGCGGCCGCCGCUUCAGCCAGAAGCCCAACCUCACGCGGCACCUGCGCAACCACACGGGCGAGCGGCCGCACCCCUGCGCCCACUGCGGGCGCCGGUUCCGCCAGAAGCAGCAUCUGCUCAAGCACCAGCGCACGCACCAGCCGGCCGCGCAGGCCGCGCACUGCGCCAGCUGCGGCCAGAGCUGCCCCAGCCGCGCGGCGCUGCGGGCCCACCUGCGCGCCCACCACAACGCCGCCUCCGCCGCCGCCGCCGCCCCGGACCCCGCGGCCGCGCCCGCCUCGCCACACGACGGCCCCCCGCGCGCCCGGAACCCCGGGGACGCGCUGUGGGGCCGCGCGCGCGGGGCGCCCGGCGAGCCGCGCCAGUUCAUCUGCAACGAGUGCGGCAAGAGCUUCUCGUGGUGGUCGGCGCUCACCAUCCACCAGCGCAUCCACACGGGCGAGCGGCCCUACCCGUGCCCCGAGUGCGGCCGCCGCUUCAGCCAGAAGCCCAACCUCACGCGGCACCGGCGCAACCACACGGGCGAGCGGCCCUACCAGUGCGCGCUUUGCGGCCGCGGCUUCAGCCAGAAGCAGCACCUGCUCAAGCACCAGCGCACGCACCGGGGGCUGCCCGCGCCCGCCGCCAAGGACCCUGCGCUCUAGCCCGCGCCGCGGGUGCGCCUGGGCCACGAUCCUGCACAGUGGCGGACCCGGGUGCCCCUGGAGGUGCCAGCAGAAGGCGUUUCCCUGAGGCCAAAGGACCCAAGGACGGAAUCCAGACGUUUCCCCACCGGGCACGGCAGGAGGGCCCGGGAGUGCCGAGGCUGAUCCCCUGUCCUAGCUGUGUGAUUUGGUCCAGCUGCACCCUUGGGCGGGACCACCGGCUGCUGGUCCAUCACUCUCGCGCAGGGAGAGUCCCCCUGGCUCCUUGGUGCUACAGGCCGGAAGCCAGCAGGGACCGGGCAGUGUCAGGCUUGUGGCGGUCAAGCAUAAACAGGAAGGAAGGAAGGUUCUUUGGUCUCACCUCUCCGGACCCCACUGUCUAGGUGCUGCUCUGGGGGGCCUGUGACGUUGGGGGCCGAGUACGGGUGCUCCCAGACUGCCGUAGGGCCCUGGCAGGGGGGUCCCAUCCCUGGGG